Molecule: messenger RNA, 1765 nt
Organism: Zea mays
Lineage: Eukaryota; Viridiplantae; Streptophyta; Magnoliopsida; Poales; Poaceae
Product: transcription repressor TRM protein
Exons: 6
Coding region: 403-1452 (349 amino acids)
Biological process (GO): regulation of transcription by RNA polymerase II
Cellular component (GO): chromatin; transcription regulator complex; PcG protein complex
Molecular function (GO): RNA polymerase II cis-regulatory region sequence-specific DNA binding; DNA-binding transcription factor activity, RNA polymerase II-specific
Source: RefSeq, a predicted model, not a curated record
AGCAGUUGACGCCAGCCCCCAUUGUUCCGCUCCGCACCACGGAAGACGAAGCGCAGCAGCCACGCCCCGAAAAAGGCAGAAGAAACGCGGUGCCUCGAGCCAUCAGAUGCCCCACCCCACCCCACCCCACCGUGUUGAUCUAGGAGUUGGAGUCGGACGGCGCUGGGAGUCGCCGAGUCGGGGCAUGGCAUCCAUAGCCAUACAUCUCCUCGCGGAGCCUGGGGCGGAGCUGUCACCACCAUGCCCAAUCCUAUCGCACCAAGGAGGACUCUGCCUCGUGCUCCUCGUAGUCUUCGUACCCACCCCUCCACGCUUCCCCUUUCCUUGCACGGUCCCGAUCCCUAGCCCUGCCCCUCUCCUCCAGCGCCGCUCGCCAGCUCUCUGCCCCCGCCGCGCCCAGAGAUGCAGAUCCCCCACCGCCGUUACCGCUGGGUGAAGGAGUGGGUCUCGCAAGAACUGGUCGUCGCCGGAGGCCCCUGCGUGCUGUACAAGUGGGUGCGAGAGGACAGACUAGCAGCUUUGAAGGCUAAGGACAAGAAGCAUGGGGCAGAAUCUGCAACUCCUGAACCCAACUCUGAGGUUCUCUUCCUGUGCAGCUACGAAGGAUGUGGGAAGACAUUUUUUGAUGCAGGGGCUCUUAGGAAGCAUGCUCACGUCCAUGGGGAGAGGCAAUAUAUCUGUCACUAUGAGAACUGUGGCAAGAAAUUCUUAGAUAGUUCUAAGUUGAAGAGACAUUUUCUUAUUCAUACAGGAGAAAAGAAUUUUGUGUGCCCACAUGAAGGUUGUGGGAAGGCUUUUUCGUUGGAUUUUAAUUUAAAGGCACACAUGAAAACACAUUCUGCAGAUAACUAUCAUGUGUGCCAGUACCCAGAAUGUGGCCGAAGAUUUACACAAGAAUCAAAACUAAGAGCUCAUAUCAGGGCACAACAUGAGAAAAAUCCAGGUGCUUCGGCUAUGAACCAUAGUGCAAUUGGAGAACAGCAUCAGCCCCCUAAGCCAGCAAAGGUCUCAGCAACGCCUCCAGCUCCCUCAGCUGAGCGCCCUUACGUCUGCCCCUACGAUGGUUGCGACAAGGCAUACAUCCACGAGUACAAGCUGAACCUCCAUUUGAAAAAGGAGCAUCCCAACCACUACCAGGAUGGUGGUCCACAAGGCGCUGCCCCUUCAAAGCGCAGCAUCUCGAAGAGUUCCCAUAGGAGCAGACCGGACAUCACUGCUAGAAUGCCACCAGCCAAGGUCUCCAAGCGCAAAGGAGGGUACGCAGCGCCAUCGCCAGCUGUGAACCUCCCUGAGGAGCACCUUCCCGAGGAGCAGCAGUGGCCAAGGAAAGUGAUGUACGAGGAUGACAGCGAGGAGACCGAGGAAGAAGAGGGGGGCAACAAUGUCGAGGAUAGAUGGAACUACAACAGAGUUGCUAGUAGCGAUGACGAGGAAACCGAAGACGAACAAUGAGCUUCUAGCAGGCGUCCAUCUGUUCUGUAGUUGUGCAUAUACCAUAAAUUUUAAACUUUGAGGGUUAUAGCUUUUGCAUACAUGUAAAAUUUUAAAAUAAGGCGGACUUGUUGUAGACAGCAUAGGUUGUAGGUGGUCUGCCCCUUCUCAAUCAGACAUGCCAUGAGUUCAGAAAGGAUAAUGGAUCAUUGUUCUCGUUUCGCUUGUUUUUGUGUUUGUGUUUGUGCCUUUUGGUUCGUUAUCACAGAUGAGUUAUUACUGUAACCCUGAUUUCAGUGUUUGGCAAUCAAUCUCGUCAGCCUUACAUUUGUAA